Messenger RNA from Beta vulgaris subsp. vulgaris (sugar beet), 15618 nucleotides. RefSeq names its product protein TRANSPARENT TESTA GLABRA 1. The transcript is spliced from 2 exons. The coding region runs from base 189 to 1238 and encodes 349 amino acids. Gene Ontology annotation, molecular function: protein binding. Gene Ontology annotation, cellular component: nucleus. Lineage: Eukaryota; Viridiplantae; Streptophyta; Magnoliopsida; Caryophyllales; Amaranthaceae. The record is from RefSeq and is a predicted model, not a curated record.
AAAGACUCUCUAGCGUUGACUAUUGACCAGUAGGUAACCGUUACUCUCCUCCCUCCAAAAAUCACCAACUCUGACCGUUGACCAUCAUCGUCUACAUUUCUCAGUCCUCCUCCUCCUCUUUCCUUCCUCCAGAAAUCCCCAUUUUCUCUCUCCAAAAACCCUCGAAAUUUCAAAAUUGAUUCUCAGAAAUGGAGAAUUCAAUCGAAGAAUCUCAUCAAUUCUCAAACAACAACAACAACAAUCUCGUAACCUACGAUUCACCAUACCCUCUCUACGCCAUGUCAUUUUCUCUCUCAUCCGCCGGAAUUUGUCGCCGGAGCUCCGAUCAAAUCAUCGCCGUCGGAAGUUUCAUUGAAGAGUAUAACAAUCGCGUCGAUUUAUUAACCUUCGAUAAAGAAACCCUAACCCUAAAUUUAACCCCAAAUCUCUCCUUCUCACAUCCUUAUCCUUCGACAAAACUCAUGUUUCAACCUUCUUCUUCAUCAUCAUCAUCAUCAUCUCCGCCACUUUUAGCUUCUUCCGCGGAUUAUCUCCGACUGUAUUCUGUUAAGAAUGAUUCAAUUGAGCUUGUUUCUCUUCUCAACAACUCGAAAUCGAGCGAUUUCUGCGCGCCGUUGACUUCUUUUGACUGGAAUGACGUCGUUCCACAACGAAUUGGGACUUCGAGCAUUGAUACAACAUGUACAAUUUGGGAUGUUGAGAAAUGUGUGGUGGAAACUCAGUUGAUUGCUCAUGAUAAGGAGGUUUACGACAUUGCUUGGGGUGAAGCGGGGGUUUUUGCUUCGGUUUCUGCUGAUGGAAGUGUUAGGAUAUUUGAUUUGAGAGAUAAGGAGCAUUCGACAAUUGUAUAUGAGUCGCCGGAGCCUGAUACGUCGCUGCUUAGGUUAGCUUGGAAUAAGCAGGAUUUGAGGUAUAUGGCAACGACUUUGAUGGAUAGUAAUAAGGUUGUGAUAUUAGAUAUUCGGUCCCCGACAAUGCCGGUGGCUGAGUUUGAGAGGCACCAGGCGUGUGUUAACGCUGUGGCAUGGGCUCCUCAGAGUGGACGCCAUAUUUGCUCUGCUGGAGAUGAUGCUCAGGCGCUUAUUUGGGAGCUUCCCUCAAUGCCAGCUCCCAGUGGGAUUGAUCCUUUGUCUGUGUACAAUGCCACAUCAGAGAUUAACCAGUUGCAGUGGUCUGCUGCUCAGCCCGACUGGAUUGGUAUCGCCUUCUCCAAUAAGUUGCAGCUGCUGAGAGUUUAAGAUUUCUUGCUGGCCAUAAACCUACAACUUUGUAUAGCUGAAACUUGCUUUUUCUAGCUGCUCACUAUCUUCCUUCUGCUUCGCGGAGUGCUGGAGCUCUCUUUAGCUGGGUUAGUUUGUCUCUGACUUCACAUAUAUAUCUUGGAAGCAAUUGCUAUGUUAAGAUACUUGUGGAUAACCUGAAGUCUCUUUCUCAAACUGUGGCUGCUGUGUGAUUAUAUUAGGAUAUAGGACUUCAUAACUCUAAGAAGCUUUAGCUUAAAAGAAAGGCUAAAGUUAAACUAUGUUGUUGUUUUUCCCUUUUCUUCAUUUCCCCUGGGGGGUGGUGGCAACCUUGGUUGCCAGUAUUGUAUUAUUAUUAGAACUUCAAGCUUGUGUAUUUCUUGUUAAUAAGGAAAUGAAAACUGAACUUUUAGGUAACAAAAAUUAGCAUUUUGGAAGCAUGUUUACUUCCAAGUUUUUGUGGAUAACCAGCAGGCUGUUUCUCAAACUCUGGCUACUAUGUGUUGAAUUAGGAUAUACACGGACAUCAGGCUAGUCUAUUUAAUGUUUAGAUAAGCUAUAGUUGUGUGAAACAAUUUAUAUUUUCUAAUUUGAUCGCCCAGUGGGAUCAGAAACUUCAGCUGCUACAAUUGUCCUAGUACUGAAAAUUAGAGAGCUUGUGUAUCUCCAUGUUAUGGAGGAGAUCAAGAACCACUUUACUUCGAGAAGCAAAUUUCGACAGCGCUAAAAUCUGUAUACUGGAGCUUCGCCCGUUGUCGAAGAUCUUCACCCAGUCUCUGGCAUAUGCUUGGAGCCUAAAGGUAAUAACAAACAUACCUGACUUAACUGUUCUAGGCCGACUCAAGAUUAUAAUAAGCUAAGCCAAGCGGAGCUAAGCUCGACUGGAUAGGCUUAAAUUAUAUUCAUUACUUGUAUGUACGGAUUAUUAGUUUUCUAUGUAGUUACUAGUUUGCACUAUACCCUAUGAAAGAUCUCUACAUAUCAACAAAAAGUUCUAAUAUGAAUGUUAUAACCUAAAAGAAUCUCUAAAUAUUAACAAAUGUUUUAUGGACUGAAAAUUUCAAGAUCUGGCCUGAGCCUGGAUCCUUUGCCUUGGCUUAGGGUUGAGGAUGAGAGAUAGAUGCACAUUUGCUUUCUAUCUUUUAGAGGGUAAGAAUUUUGGGUAGUGUUUUGCUUAAGGUGCCUUCUGUGCACUAUUUUAGGAACAGUAAUAUGUCUCUUUCAGCUUCAAGAGGCUCAUGUAUAUCUGUGAGAAGCCAACAAACGUAUCUUUCUAGCUAUUGUUUCCAGAACAGGAAGCUGGGGAUUAGCUUCUAUGACUAUCUCCUUAGGUUAGGUAUCCUUUUGAACAGUAUGAAAAUCAAAAAGAUAAAUCAAAUCAUAUGGUUUGGAGUUUCUGAAUAUUGACUUCUCCUAUGCAUAAAUAUUCCAUUUGAAGAAUUUAUAGCUUCUUUUUAGUGGCAUGAUUGCAUACAUAGGCCUUAGAGCAUCUGCAAUCAUGAUAUUUUUGAUCACAAGAAUAUGUAAUGAACCUUAACUUUAAAAAAUUACCCACUCAUGAUCCUUUUAGUCAUUAGAAUAACUAAUGGUAUGACCAAUGGGAAAAAAAUUCAUUCCCAUACAAAAAGAUCUUGGUGAUCAUGAAAAUAUGUAAUGUACAAUGACUUUAAAAAACUCAACCACUCUGUGAUGAACUGACAUCUUUAGGCAAAUUAAAGAAGAAGUUUAUGGACUUAAAGGGAACUUGAUUGAUAGUUUUCUGAAAAACAGUAAAACAAAGAUAGUGAUUACAAGCUUUUGAGUGUCUGUUCUCGCUCAUUGAACUCUUAAAAGUUCAUCCAAAAUACUACUCAAUAUUCAACAUAAUUUCUCUCCCUAUUUCAUUUUAUUUAUAGAGAUAUAUCCUCCCAAACUCCCUAACUUAUUCUUCUAGCUACUACUAAAAACUAACUAAUUAUAGUAAUACCAAAAGUACCCCUCUCCCUAGGUUGAUUCAUUGCAUUACCGGCCACCCAAACAUUCACCAUGUCCUCAAGGUGGAUAGUAAUUUGCACUUAAUAGUAAGCAUUCUAGAGCCCAUUUCUUUUUUGACUCAUUCUUUUUCCAACCAAAAUAUUAUUCUGUCGACUCAGUUUUCUAAACCCAAACCAUUGAACACUUUUAUUUUUAAUGUCCUCUUCCCACAACUUACCAUCUUACAUCAGAAAGUCCAACUCCAACCCACAAAUUUUUAAAACCCCAAAUUUCCUAUCAUGAUCCUGCCCAACACCCCUCAACUCACAACACGACACACCAAAUGUCACCCAAGCUAGCAAGAGGUCUAUCUCACAAGGAGUUGCAACUGGCUCUUUGAUCUGUGCAUGAAGAACUGAACAGAGGCCAAUAAUCCAGGUGCUAAUUAUGAUCCACCUUGAGACAAGGUAGAAGUUUGGCGGUCCGGUAUUAUAAUAGACUAGCCUAGCAGGGCAUAGGUAUUUUAGUAAUAUACAUUAGUUAAUAUAUCAGCUUGGGGAGUAAGACAAAUACACUAUGAAUAGAGGAGAGGAUAUGAAGAAUAUAUUUGAGAGUUCAUUUUAGUGAUUAGCUUUGCGAGUGUGUCAAGACACUCGAACACUUGAUAAUUAUUCUUUUAUUUUCUAUAAUUCGCAUUUCAAUCAAUCAAAUAUCAUCAUCUUCUUCCUUUAUGUCUCUCCCAACAAACUCGGUUCAUUACACACUCGUGAUUUUUUUGUCAAUAGUAUAACUAAUGGCGUGAUAAAUAGGAAAAAAAAUUCAUCUCGUGAUCUUUUUUCAUGGUUAGUCAUGUGGUGUUUUGUUAUUUUGUAAUCAAUUUAUCCGAUUAAUUACAAAGUAAAAAAAAUAUAAAAAAAUACCAAUAAUCAUAACCUUUUGAGGUCUAUCGAUAGACCCCCAAUUUGCUAUAUUUUGAAACCAUUCUAAGAAUCAUUAAUUUCUCUCUAGAUAUAGUGAAGAAGUAGGAGAAAGAUGGAUGUUAAUUUUUUUUUCUUAUGAGUCAUCAAUGGGAUGCUUUUGGCAAAGCCAUGACAAAUUCCGUGAGUAUGAGAGAGGAAGUGGUAGAGAGAGAAGGGGAUGAAUAAUUAUUUUAGUCACAUGGGUGAGACCGUGAGAGUGCUCUCACAACUUUACCCAUGACAAGAUCCAUAUAAUAUUGGGUGGUAUUCUUGUAGUGUGAAUCCUAGAAAUCCGAAACUCAAAUUUACCGUUUAGGCCAGGGAUCAAAAACUCGUCCGUUUCGUUACGGAAUGGUUGUUCAGUAACGGAUUUAAGACCCAUCGUUCCGAGAAACGCCAUUAUAAUGCCGGGAGUUGGAAUUCACACCAAACUCCCCGCGACGUCGUUCCGUAAUGGUGGAACGCCGUUGUGUAACGGUUUUUUAUAUAAGAAAGUCCGUUAUUUCUGAAAAAAGAUAAAGGAAGAAGAAGCGAAAGAAAUAAGAGGCUCAUGAUCAUUUGAUAACUUAAACUGAAAAUUUAAAUCUUACAUGAUUAUUAAAUCUUAAUUUUGAUCAAAACCCCUUUAUUAAUUUCUUUGAAAUACUUCUUAUAAACCCUAAAUUAGAUCCCACUUUCAUAAAAACCCUAAUAUAUGUGUGACAUUGAGGGAUGCAAUUGACGGCCACUAUGUCGUCGGUGAAGGGAGAAUAUGCCAGCAAGAGAUGUGUGGUCGGUUCUGGCACCAUCUCUGCCGGUGAGAGUUUUUUCAGGUAAGUUUGCUUCUCCCACUCAUAUAUCGAUCUUUUCUCCUUCUCUCUCUUCUUUUUUUCCUUUUUUGUUUUAUUACUCCAUAGUCCGUAACUUGAUAAUUAUUACUCAGGUAAUAUGAUAAUUAGAUAUAAUUAUCACUCCACAGUAUCCACUAUCAUAAUCAUAGAGUUCUAUCACUCCAUAGUAUCCGCUAUCAUAAUAAUUAGAUAUAAUUAUCACUUCAUAGUAUCCGCUAAAGGGACUAUGAUAUACUCAGGUAUAUGAUAUUAUUAUCACUCCCCUUGAUAAAGCAUAAUUAUUACUCCAUAGUCCAUAGCAUGAAGUAUCUGCUAUCAUAAUCAAAUAUUAGAGCAUAAUUAUGCUGUGAGUAUUGAAUGAUAUACAAUUAAAUAGGAAUAUUGGAUAGUCCAGAUGAGGGUGCUCGGCUUGAGCUCAAUCUCGAGUCCGAGUGCGAUUUUGGGCUCGAGUUCGAUUUUGGAGUAAACUUGCUUCCAAUAUUACCCAAAUCAUAUAAACCACAUUCAUCCAUGGUAUCUUUAUACUUAUGCAUCUUGUAUUCUUUAGGAGCGUUGCCAAUAAUUUUUUUAUGAGAGUAUGUUACUUCAUCGAAGUCACCAAGAACCAAGGGAGAUGAAUAUUAUGGCUCAUGUUAACCAGAUUAUUCCACAUUUCCAAACUACCAUGAUACUAAGUAUUAUCAUACAAUGCAGAAAUAGAAGGGGGGGGGAUUUUGAACCUCUAUUACUCCAUGGAUGGCUCUAGGCUCUUUAGUUAUGGAGGUGAAAGAGUUGAGUCCUUCAUUCCAUAACAUAAGAAUGCCACCAGAAUAUCCUUGCGGCUCCACGGUCUAAAAGGAAUUGAAUGGCACGCUACUCACUAUUUCCUAGAUGCUUUCCCGGGCCACCUUCGUUUCAUUGAUGAUAAUGAUCAUUGGGUCAUGGGAUGAGUUGACGAAUGUUUUGCCGGAACCCUGCCUAGCAAACCCCUUGUAUUCCAUAAGAGUAUCGACAUUCCCGGGUUGAGGGGGAAAGGCUCGUGAGUUCCUCUAGCACUUCCGGGUGAGUGUUUUGGUCCGAGGUCACCGUUCUUUGUGCUUUCAAACCGAAGAGGAUAUCGCUGUUUACUUUCGUUUUGACCCCCGAUAUCGUUCCCCCGUCCUUUUUCGAGGUUCCCCACGCUAGCUUGAAGGUGAUUUGGGUGCAAACCUUUAUAAGACAAAGCCAUUUGACUUUGUUGGUUUCGCUUCCCACUUGCACCAUUAGCCAAUUCUUGGUAAUUGAUGGGGCUUUUCGCUCUCGCGGAAGCAGGGGUACGGGGUCAGAGAGGAACUGAAGCUCCCAUGAUAGUGCCUCGUCCGAGAACUCGUCGAUCGUUUUCUUCAUCCACAUCUUUUCACAUGGGAAGAGGAGAGAUAGAGUUAAAUAAAAAGUAAGACCCAUGUAAUAGGAGAGAGAUAGAGAGAAGAUAUUACCAAAUAAAGAAAUUUUACAAUCAAUAUGAAAUUCGCAAAUAAGGGAAAUGUUGCAAUUAAAAACGAAUUGGUGAAAUAUUUUUUAACGAAAAUUGGCUUCUUUUUCUAGAAGUGCUAAAUAAAAGUGAAAUUUCUAUAGAUACAAGAACAAGUAAUGAUAUUAAAAAUUGAAAAUACAUUACCCUUUCAUAAUCUUAUAGCAACCUCAAAAAAAAAUCUCUUCACCCUAGUUCCACUAAUUUUGUUUCUCUUUCUUUCUCACACUUUUCUUUGAAAGGAUAGCUUACUCUCAAUUCUAAUGCAACGUCAAUUUCUUUCUCUUUGUGAAUUUGUUAUGUGGCUAUGGCCUAUGUGUUCAGCUUAUUGGUUUGCUAAACUAUACUACUUGCUUGUGAUAUGUUUCUUUCUAAAAGUUCAUGUUGGUUGUUCUUGUUGGCGUUGAUUGUUUAUCUGUUGUCAUUAGAGAGGAGCUCUACGUGUUAGGUAGCGCUGCUCGUUUUCUAGAAGUACAUAUUCCUCCGGCCUGUAAGCAAGCAGUAGCAUUGAUCUAUGGUUAUCUGAACCAGUAAUGAAAACUACUGGUUCUCCUUACCGGUAGUUGUAAUGCUUUGGCAGUUUAAACUGCUAGUUUUCCUUAAAAAUGUCUUGUAAGAAUAAUUAGCAUGAAAGAAUUCAUAAUCAUAUCUAUAUACUUUUCCUGUCCAUUCAUCAAACUCAACUUACCAGUCCAACUUCUACGUUGAAACUAGAGAUGUUCAGAGAUCAAAAAAGGUUUUGAAAAAACUUUAAGUUAAUGUGGCCAUGUAGGGGGAAGAGGUGGGAGAAGGAAGGGAAACUAAAACAAGGGCUACUGGAGAAAGUAUUAUUAUAAUAAUCAUUAAACUAUCCUGUGUGUAGAGAAACUUGAAAAUGUAUAUAGGACCACUUUUUCUUCUCAUGCUAGAAAGAGUUUAAAACCAAAGAUCAUUCAUUAUGUUUCAGUUUUACCCUGUUGUGUUUUGAUAUCUUUAGUUGCUCUUUCUAAUUUUUUUAUCUCUUCUUGUGGUCCCAGAUAUGUUUGGAUUCUUUCUUAAAGGAACAUUCGGAAUGUCAUAACUCAUAAAUUAAUUAUAGGCCUUUCAAAUCUAGGUUAUUCUCUGUAAGUAGUAGACUAGGGUAGCUGUGCAUCUAAUGUAUUUGGACGCGUUAAUAAGUAAUUUAUUGGCUAGAAACAAGUCCAAAACAAGCAUGAUUAUAUAUGAGAAACACUAUGUUAAUGCACCAACUCUGGGCUUCUUUUGUAUGUUGUUGCUACUAGUAGUGAAAUGCUAUAUGUGAGAUUACAUGUUCUUGGUAGUCCGAAUCUCCUCUCCAUACCCAACCUAGAGAAAUAGUGUACACAAAAGAAUAGAGGAACCUAAGUGAUUCUUGAACAAUAGUAACAACAAGAGAGCCAUAAUCUCAAUAUACUAAGUUUUGCGCCGUCACCUUCCGUAAUCCUCUUCCUUUAUCUAGUAGAAGUUUAAGUGAUUCUAUUGUUACAUUUUUGCCUUUGAUCUUCCCAAUCAAGUAGAGUUUAUGGUUUCUAAUUCAUGGCUUCAAUCAAGUGGAGUUCUUGUCUAUGUUCUGUGUUUCAAGUCCCCACCUUAACUUGAAAAGCGAAAAGAAGGAAAAAGAUAUUAUUGUCUGUGAUCUUACUCUCAGUCUGUGCGCUGAGAUGCUCUUUCUUAUAGUUUUUUGUCUCUCUGUCUCAGUGAUGUCUACCUAUUAAUAUUUUGUUAUUGCAGUUCUCCUCACCUACCAUUUUGUGCCCUUUGCUGGAAAAGACAACAUUCUCAAUCUAACCCCAUUUUUCAUUUCUUAGAAUAAUCAUUUCAGGAACACAUCUAGAUGCCAAUUCCAUCCUGCAGCUAAUUGCAUUACUAAUCACAUCUUUAAUUAAUAAUACUUCGUUAUUAAACAAAGGUUAUGCUGCUUUUUGCCUUACUUCAUGUGAGCCAUUCAAUUAGCUUGGCUGGCCACAUGCUCUCUCUAUCACCCAACUAAUCACUCUAAUUAUAUGAAAAUAUUUCCUGAUUUUCUUUGCUCUGAUGUACCACAUAUUUAAAAGAGCAAAGAAAUGAUGAUGUGAGAUUUCAUCACCCUUGUCAUCCCCACUUCUAAAGUAUCUAAAAUACAAAAAGUAAAGUUCGGCAUACCUAGUAGUUCCACUUCUUUGAUGGUGAACUCCAAGCAGAAAAGAUAAAAAGGCAUGUCAUUUGGGAAAAGUAGAUAGUAGAAAAUCACUGCUACUUUUUUUUUUUUGCUUUCCUCUUAGCACCAAUGCCUUGAUUUUGGUUUCCCCUAUAAUGUUUGCAUUCUCUAAUAUGACUUGCAAUGUAACUUUCAAGUCCCUGUUUGUCUGGUGAAUAUGUUUAUGCUAUUUAGGACUCGUCUUCACCCUUCUUAGAUAAGUUUUCUAAUGCUUUUGAUAAGCAUUGUUUAGUCUAAUGAGAAUGCAAACUUUACUCUUUCAGUAGAAAAACCAACUUCAGCAAUUCAAAUUCUGUAGUGUUAAGAUACUUAAGGACCUAGAUUAUUGUAUGUAGUUUUGUAUGCUAAUCAAAACUCGUUUUCCUUUUCCUAAACGAAGUUCCUAUUUUGGCCGAUACCAUUAUUUUCUAUGUAAUGAUAAUGCAAACAAUAUAAAGAUUUAGUGCAUGUUUAAUUCGUAUCAUGGAAUGGGAAGGGAAUAAAAUCAAAUUGAGUGGAGGAAUACUGGAUGCUUGUUUCACUAUGGAAAUACUCAUAACUAGCUAUGGGAUCACUUAAGGAUGUAAUGAGUUACGUUAGGGUUUAGGAAUGUAAUAACUAGGUGGAAAUACAUGAAAUGGAAACCAUUACCCUACCCUCAUGUACAGACUACUUGAACAUCAUUUAAUUGUAAUAAAUUCGUAGCAUCUUGGUAAAACAGAGACCUAUUCUAUUACUUUACUUUAAAAACAUAUCUAGUGGCAAAGGAUGUGUGCAUAUAUAAGGACAUCUGCCCUACAGUAAUUCCCUUGCUGUUCUGUAGUCAUGAGACUCUGCAAUGACAUUUUAGAAUAUUGGGUUUUUAAGUUUUUAUUGAACUUUUUUGGUGCUAGUUUUUAUUUUUUUUUGGUUUUUACAUGAGACUUGACUCUUGAAUAGUUUGGUUCAUAUUCAGAGCCACUCAUUCUCCAAAUAAGCUGAAAUCUUGUCAUGUUAGUAUUUUGUAGUAUACAGGAAAGACAGCUUUUCUAUUGUAUACUCCUUGCUGAUUUAAUUUGAUGCUACUCUGGUAAACUUAGUACUGAAGUUUUUGACUUUACUUCCUUUUUCUGAGAAUUAAUAAUGGCCUUUUACUUGGAUGAACUUGGGUAGGCUGUAAGGAGAUUUAAAUUGUCUUGCUUAGUGAGUUAAUUUGAAAUAUUGUAGAUAAAUUUUGACUCAGUGACUGGGAAAGAAGGAUUAAUAAUUAUCUUUAGGAAAUUAAACACAACUAUGACCUGCGGGCUUGUUAGUGAUGUAGUUACCGUCUACUGCUUAGACUCGGAUACUCUUGUCACACGUAAAUGCAUCUUUAAGUUUACGACUUAGCUAUUUUAUGGAACUAAAUUCAUAAUUUUUACCCAAAUUGAAGUAUUAAAGUGUAUACCUAUGUUGUAAUGUCGAGGAUCCGAUAUAUAAUUUUGAGGUAAAAUAAGGAGUGCAUAUAACAUAGUUUACCAUCCAAAAAUCGACACCUAAUGGUAUAUGCCUGAUUAAGAGGGCGGCUAUAUAUUUUGAUGUAGUUGUUUUUUCAAUUUCGGUGCAUUAUUCUGUGGACACUUUGAGCUGUGAUCAUUGACUUCCUUACAUGGUACAAAAUAGAAAAGAUAAACAAGAAAGCGAGCUUCAUAAUUGCUUACGGAACUAUUUUUCGUAUAAAACUAGAUUGUGACUAAUUAGGAUUCUUUUGUCUGAUAGCAGUGUGUGUAUUUUCUGUAGAAGGAAAUGAUAGAAUUCAUGACCAAGUGGGUCUGGUGGGUGAUUGAGAUCUCUACACUAAUUAUUAUGUUUCGUUGGUUUUCUCUAUUUGAAAUGGAGGUACAGUAGUUACUGGCAUCUUGUAGGAAAUGAAACCUUGAAUUUUCUCUUCAUUCAUCAAAUUUGUACUAUUUUUUCUUUUUUCUGCUUUUUCCUAUGAAAAACUGACACAGGAUCAAGUUGGACACCAUAUAUGAUUUACCCUUUUCUUGGCUUUUUCUUCACAUGAACAUUAUGGAAAGUUUUUACUAUCCCUUUUCUUUUGCUUCCCUCCAAGGCUCUUUCACUUGGUCCAUCUAGACAUGUUUGAUAGGUGCUUUUACAGUUUUACUCCUAAACAUGGGAAAUUCGCUUUCAUUUUCUUGCUAAUACAUUCUUACAUUUUUGUAUGCUGUGUGUUUUUCAAGUUAGUUUUUUUCCUAUAGCAUUGAAUAGGUACAACUAUCAAGGGUGCUUACUCUUCACGGAAACUCCUCGUAGUAAACUUAUUAGACCUAGUUGCUCCUAUGAAGUAUGGAUCCUUUGUUGGCACAGUCUUAUCGUACAUUACUCGGAUUCUUCAUUACACAUAAUGACAUAAGUACUCGUGAUAACUCCUCGACACUCAAACGUGGGAAUAGAUACUUGACACUUUAUUGUAGACCAAAUCAUAAAAGUUUCCAUUAAAUGGUGAGUGUGAGUCUUGUAGACAUACCUGAAUAUGACAAGUACCCAAGUCUAAAUAACAUAAGUUUUAUAUUAAAUGACCUCAUGAGUUAUGUCAAUUAAUUGGAAAGAGCAGUAAAAGACUAUGUUUAUAAGACCUCAAUGAAAAAGACACAGUUCUCUGUUCCUAGGGGGUAUAAUAUAUCAUUAUACUUGUACUUACAUUAUUUUGUCAAUAGUUUAACAAGAUAGGACCCUUCUUAAGCUAGGAACUGGAAUUAUGGAAUCUUGGGUUUGCAGUGUUUGCUCUCAGAAUAUGGUUCCCCUUGCACGUGGGAUCUUUCAUGGUUUCAUUCUCUUCCCACCACCCUUGAAAGUUAUCUUGGAACCUUUUGUUUUAAAUUUAAUCAGAUCUUUGAUUGCCCCUUUUAAUCUGAUCUUCACUUCCUUCGAUGUGGUAGCUUUUUACUAAAAUUGCUUUCUAAUUAAUAAUAUACUUACGUAUGAAUGUGUUCUUUUAACUUUUCUAUGUAAUUGGUGAAAUAAAGUUUCACCUUUACUUUUUUUUGUUGCCCUUUUUUGUGCCUGGCUUGAUUUCUGUAGGACAUUCUAGCAAUCAGGCUGGUCAGUAAAAUUUGUAACUUUGAUCGUGUCUUCCUUGAUUCAUGCUGAAGAAUAGAAGUAAAAGGAAUCCUAUGCUAAGUUGCUAAGAUUUAGGGAUGGCAUCAGUUUCAUGUAUGGAUCUAGAGGAUCCCAUCUAUCAGUUACAUGUUGGGAUCUAUCAUGUAAUAAUUGACGAAACUGUCAAUACCUCUAAAUUACUGAAUGGUAUUAUUAACUCGUCAAUUGUUACUAUAAACCCUUUCAAUGCUACUACGAGACCUACAAAAUGGUACUAAUAUAUGUACCAAUGAGACCCUUCUAGAGUACCAUGGGAGGAAUAUCAGUACCAAUAUUAAGCCGUCUAUGGAUCCAAUGGUUUGUCUCAACUUUUAGCGAAUUCAGUGUUACCUAUUUCACAGUGUGAGAAGGGUACAAAUUGUAAUUCGCUAUCUAAUCUUGCUAAAUUAGCCUCAGUGUACUACACUUGCAUGUAGUGAUUUGCCUUAUUCAUAUUGCAUUGGAUAUCACUGAUGUCUGAUAUGAUUUGAGGAGUAACAAAACUUAGAGUAUAGUUCUCUUCCCAUCCCCUAACUCAUUAUUAUGCCAGUUUAUGGUGCUGUCAUUCUGUUACUUCUCUUGGCAAUAUUAAGGAUCUAAUUUGAUGUAGGACAAAAUUUUGUUAACAUGACGAACUCGAAGAUUUCCUGGCAUAAUUUCUAGUUUUUGCCUUAUAGAACCAUAUUGUAAGCUUUUAUGAUCAUUUAGAACUAGCUGAGAUUGGAAGAUUGAUGUGACGAGAUUGGAGUUUCUUAAGAAGGCGCGGUUAUGAAAGGGGAUUGGUUUAAGCUCUUGUAAUCUUUCUUGACAGUCUAAAUUAGCUUUUCAGCCACUGCGUUUGACUUCCGUAUCCUGGGGGGUGCUAGAAUUCCUAAGAACACAGUAGAAAUUCAGUGAUUGUGUCUUUAAGUAGCAGGAAAGGAGGAGGAAAGCAGGAAAGACACCUGUUUUAUCAUAGAUGACAAAAGGGGGAGGAAGGGAACUGUGGAGAAAAUAAAGACUACAAUAUGCUGCAAUCACUAUCAUGGUGGUGUCUUUAUAUUUUUUGUCUUAUUUGGUAAAUGUUUCUAGGUUUUAGUUGAGGUCAUGCUUCUACUAAUGGUGGAGUCGUGUAGAUCUGGACCUCCCCACACCCCCAUCCAACGGCGGGUUCAGUGCUAGGUGGCUGUUGUUGCUGUUGGUAAUAGAAUAUAACACCAAACUGUUCGGCAUCGAACAACUAAUUGCAAGGACAUUAAAACCCUUCCUUUUUUUUUUACUAUUUCCUCCGGUUUUUUUUAACUUGCAACACUUUUUUUUUUUUUAUGAACUUUAAUGCAAAAUUUAGGUAGGAGAGAGGUAGAGAGGGAAAAAAGAGAGGUCCCAUAUGAUUGGGAGAGAUAGAGAGAAAGGAAAAACAAAAGUAAAAUGUAUUGCAAGCAAUUAAUUAUUUCCCUUUUAGAAAAGUGUUAGCAAGUAAAAAAAACGGAGGAAGUAUAACUUUUGAGCGUAGGGGUACGCAACUUUUCACAUUCUUGUUCGCCAUCUAACGGUUUAGUGUUUAGCUAUACUCUUGUUGAGGUUAUGUAUAGUCAAUAUGCAUGGAGUAUUUGUAGGUUGGACUUGAAUUAGACUUCUAUCACUGUGUCUUCUGUGCAGAAAUAUCUGAAACUAGAUUUACAUUUCUGUCAUGCAAGGGAGGAUGAAUUGGAGUAACUUUUCUUUAUCUAGGCUUUGAAAGAUUCUUUUUUUCUUGUAGUUGGAAGUUUGGAGUCAAAUCGAACACUCCAUCCCAGUCCGAUACCUGAGUAUUGCAUGAGCAUUGAGCAGUCUUGUGAGACCAUAGAUAGCAGUACAAGACUAGCUUCACACUUUCAUGAUCUGUUGAUCGAAUUAUGUCGUGUAUCUCUGUGGUUUGACCAUACCCAAAUCAUUCAUUUGGUAGCUAAUUGUUCUUUCUUGGAGAAAUUACUUCACUUUAUACAAUUUUCACUUAUUACAAGGAUCUGUUACAAGGGUAGAUUUUAACUUUUGAGAUCAAUGGACACCUUGGGUUUUGUCUGAUUUUUCAUCUAAUUUUCUACUAUUAGGUGCCGGAUUAUGUUCAGUGCAGAAUGCAGAUAUCUUUGAAAUCAAUGAUACCUAAUUCAUGGUACAAAAUUGUUACGGUAACGCAAUACGUUACCUAAUUUUUUUAAAUAUCCUUUGAUCGAUUUGGCAAAUUAGGUAACAUUGGAUCAAUUAGUGGGUGCAUACGUUCUUGAGAAUACUAGCAUAGCUUUUGAGGUAAGAGCAUAGCAUACUGUUUGUUAGUCAUAGGAAUCAAAGGUUCACAAGUUUUUGUUUUGUGUAGGAUUUUUAUUUAGAUAGCUCCUAGAGUGGUUAGCCAUGAUUCAAGUACUUUUAGACUUUGGUGGACAAACAAGGAAAAAUGAUGCUGUCAAACCAAAAUGAGUAAAUGACAUUGGUAAAAUAGGGAAAACUUUUGAUAGGCAAUUUUCACCUGAGUUUUGCUGGGAAAUGAGUAAAUCAGAAAAUGACAAAGUGGAACCACAUUAAACCUAAAUUAAAGAUCUUGAAGAUAUAACAUGCAAGCUUAUACAUAACAUAGCUACAAUGAGGACCCUUGAAUAACCAAACUUGCAUAAAUUAAUCCCAUUUACAGAAAGAUCAUACCAUAAAUCCAUAAUAACCAUAUACCCCCCUUGUAGUAACAAGCUACUUAUUUGAUUAUUAACCCUCCCCAGAAAAACCCCAAAAGGAAAAUUAGAAGGAUUAAUAGUGAAAAAUACCUCCCUAUUUUCUCUCUCCUAAGAGUUAAGUAGCAUGUCCACUAAUACUGGAACAUGUUAGCUGAAGCCAUGAUAGGCUGGUUUACAUAGGUAGCAGAAUCCCAUGGAUUAAUCAUGAAGCUAUCACUUGUAAAAGGCUCUGGAAUGAUAGGAAAUAGGCCUUCUCCUUGAUCAUCACCCCCAUAAACUCCCAUAGUUUGAUUGUUAGUGCAGGAAUUUAGUGCAUUGAUGAUCUCAUUGAGUGACUGCAACCUGCUGCUGAGCUCUGACAUUUGUGCUCUGAGUACUGAGUUUUCUGCUUCAAUUUUCACAUACUGCUGUGAGGUGAUGUUUAUGCUGUUCAACAGCUGAUGAUUUGUUUUCCUCACAUUGGAAACUUGAACCAUUAGAUCAUCCAAAUGCUUCUGCUUCCUCAUCCUUGACCUCCUUGCCGAUUCGCGGUUCGACAGCAUCCGCUUCCGCUUCCUUUCAUCCAUAAUCUGCAUCUGCAUCUCCUCCUCCGAACUCGAGUUCUGUUGUAGAGAUGAUGUCCCAGAAGAUGUAACUCCCCCAGGUGAAGCCAUUUUUACGUGAGUGAAAAUUUUUAGUUUGCUGUAGCCUAGCAGUACCACAGAUACCCAGAAACCUAGCCAAUCACUUACCUUACUCUGAAGAUGAAAAACCAGGGAUUUUUAUUUGCGACUAUAUUGGUAUAUAUUUAUAUAUAUAUAUUCUGUUUUGAGUAUAUAGAUUAUAGUAGUAGUAGCUAAUUCUAGUUAGAUGGAUGAGAAAUAUGUAGAACUAUGAGAUGAAGUAGAACCAGUAGAGAAAUACAACUGAGAAAGAUUGAACAAGAUGAGUCCUGCGCCUAUAUGUGGAAUUUAUCAUCAACCCAGAAACAUAGAGUUCACUGAGAAUUGGAGACAUGAAUCUCAAACAUCAAAACCCACAAAUUAAGCAUCAAGGUUUUUUUUGUGAAAGAUAACAACUAAAACCAACCUCUUAAUCUAGUUUAUGUCCCAAAAAAGGGAUGAACUACUAGAAAGAAACACACAAGAUUGAAGAAACAAGGAGAGCAGAAUUAGGACAGAGAAGAGAGGAAGAAGAAGAGAAGGGGG